Ctenopharyngodon idella (grass carp) is the source of this 3289-nucleotide messenger RNA. RefSeq lists its product as uncharacterized. The transcript is spliced from 16 exons. The record is from RefSeq and is a predicted model, not a curated record. Bases 348 to 2777 code for a protein of 809 amino acids. Lineage: Eukaryota; Metazoa; Chordata; Actinopteri; Cypriniformes; Xenocyprididae.
AAACUUUUUAUUUAGAUUGGUUUUGUUCAACUUUCACUUGUUUAUUUUAAACUUCAUGAUUGGAUUCAUUAUUUUUCAAAUAGUUCAACAGAACAAUGAUAAAACUAAAUCUUAAAGUUUGCAAAGAGUGAAUAAAUAAGCACUGCUUCCAUUUUAUUAACUGACCUGCUUUCUGGAAAUCAAUUCAUGAUAAUAACUAAUGAGAAGUAUUGAUGAAUUUGCAAGAUUAUUACAGAAGAUAUAACAGGAAAAAAAAUGCUCCAUGGAAGGACUGAUGUAAUGGUAGCCCAUCUAGCUUGAAGCUUACAGUGGAUUUCCUGUUUUCCUGAGUUCCAGAAAUAUUAAAAAUGGCUGAAGCUAGAGAAGUUUCAGGAACUAAUCACGGCAGAGAUUUUAGUCUUGUGGUUCCUGUAUCUGCUGACCCUGGAGAAGACGUCAUCUUACCUGUUCAUCUCUCAUCUGAAACCAGUGCUGUGUCUAUGAACAUCAGAUGGUUUAGAGGGACAGAGCUCAUUUAUCAGUAUAUGAACGGGCUGGAGAGUACAAAUAAUGAUUAUGAGAACCGAGUGAGUCUGUCCAUCCAGGAGCUGGAGAGAGGAAAUGUUUCUCUGACUUUGAGAAAUGUUCAAGAGUCAGAUUCAGGAAAAUACACAUGCAAAGUCUAUCAUGGUGAUGUAUGUCAGAAGACAGCAACAGUUCACCUACAAGUGAGAGGGGAAGGACAGCUGCAGAGAGAGAUAGUGGAACUGAAGAGACAGAUGAAGAAGGUGAAACUGGAUGGACAGAUAAAGACACUGGAACUGGAGAAACAGAGAGUGGAACUGGAAAUGGAGAGACAGAUAAUGGAACUGGAGAGACAGAUAGAGGCUCUGGAGAGGCAAAGAAAUGAACUUCGAUUACCCACUCAUACAUUACAUGGUUCUUCACCUAGACGUAGAAAUAGUAUUCAUGGAAUUCCUCCACGCAUGAGUGAUGAUGGCACACCAAUGACACCAGAAACAGAAGAGCAGAGAGAGACCAGAGACACAAGUGGGGGUAUAAGAUGCAUGCAAUUGCCGUCAUGUUCUUCACCUAGACGUAGAAAUAGUAUUCAUGGAAUUCCUCCACGCAUGAGUGAUGAUGGCACACCAAUGACACCAGAAACAGAAGAGCAGAGAGAGACCAGAGACACAAGUGGGGUGGAAAGAGAAAGUUGUGAUCCAGACACAACACAAACAGGAGAAGAGACUACUGUCACUGACCAAGAGACCCCAGGAACAUCACCACAGGUUCAGCAAAGAACUGAAAGAGCUAUACAAACACAAGAGGACCCUGGAGCAACAGUGCAAAUGGAUCAGGAAAGGAGACAAGAGAGUGAAUCCACAGAGCAAGAGCUUCACCUGGCUGAACAGAAGAUGCUGUUGAACAAGUUCCUGUAUUUGUUUUUGAGAGAAAGUUUGCAGGUCUUUGUUCUCUGUCUCUAUGCCGAAGGACAGAUACGGACUGGAGAUGAUGUCGCCCCAAUAUCCUCUAACAGCGACCCGAUCUCCUCUCUGUCUGACAUUGCAUAUUUUAAUCCUGGAGAUGAUGUGGUUCUGUCAUGUCAUCUUAAGCCGGCCAUCAGUGCCGCUUCAAUGGAGAUCAUGUGGUGGAAUAAGGAGGAUCUGGUCUUCCAUUAUAAGGAUGGAUGGGUGAAAGUGGGCUAUGAGGGUCGAGUAAAUCUUUCAUUGGACGAUCUACAAAAUGGAAAUGUGUCUUUGAUUCUCAGAGAUGUCAGGAGAUCACAGAAGGGCCUCUGUAUUUGUGAAGUCAUCCAUGAAUUUCAAACAUUGCAAGAUACUGUUUUUCUCCAUAUCAGCUCUGAAGACUUUAGUCUUGUGGUUCCUAAUGGCACUGUAUCUGCUGACACUGGAUCAGAUGUCAUCCUACCUGUUCAUCUCUCACCUGAAACCAGUGCUGUGUUCAUGACAGUCAGAUGGUUUAGAGAGACAGAGCUCAUUUAUCAGUAUAAGAACGGGCAGGAGAAAACAAAUGAUAACUAUGAGCACCGACUGAGUCUGUCCGUCCAGGAGCUGGAGAAAGGAAAUCUGUCUCUGACUUUGAGAAAUUUUCAGCCAUCAGAUUCAGGAAAAUACACAUGUAAAGUUUUUCAUGAUGGAUGUCUGCAGACUGGAAUAGUUCACUUGCAAGUGAAAGAGAUUCAGAAGUGUGAUGAAGCUAGAUUGAGGCAUCUCCACAGUGUGCUAAAACAAGUACAGGAUGACAUUAUGAUACAGAAAGUACAACUGUUAACAGGAACCUUAAGUUUGCUUCAAGAAACACUCAGUCAAGAUGGUGCCUUUGUGGAAGAUGAUGGCAUGCAUGAGCCACGCACAAUGGCAGGAGAGACACUGAAACGUUUGUUUGGGCAAAAUAUCAUAUACAUUACCGACAGAAUACGUUCUAUAAGUGCACCAAACUUGGAUAGACAUCAUCAUGAUCAAAACACAAGACAAGCAAGAGAAGGGAAUACUGCCACUCAGCAAGAGUUGUUCAGCCCAAAUAUACCAACACCGAAUCGUCAAAACAGAAUAAAAUCAGAAGGAGCAACAACACAAAUGGAUCAGGAAAGGAAACAAGAGAGUAAAUCCACAGAGCAAAGGAGGUCCUCCCUACAGGAAGAAGAAAGUGAAAGAACAUCACAAUCAGCCUCAUUACUACCAGGAGAUACAACACAAACACCAGAGAGGCCAGAAGACAGAAUGCCGAGGACUCGAAGAAGACGCCAAAGUACAAAUACAAACUGCCAGUUUACUUAAUUAUUAAACAUAAAGUAGAAGAUAUACAAUUAUUACUGGUCUAUUAGGAUUAAGCAUGUUAAUAGAACAAUCUGAAAAUCUUUGUAUAGUUAAUUGACUGUAUUUGAUGAAUGUGUCAUGUUGGAGACUGGAAUCAAUCACAAUUUUUGUGAGAUCUCAAAAACCACAUCCUCUCUCCAAAAACGCUGCCCUCCAAAAACUAUUAUAUACUACUACUACUAUAUAUUCUAUUGUUCCACAAAUGUGAAUAACCAUUGUAAAGCUCUAAUAGCGAUUCAUUGACGUCAGGAUCAUUAAUUCAUACAUUAAUUCCUGAUAUAGACCAGUAUAGGUCUGCAUUAAAAGGGUUUAGAUUAAGCCAGCAUUAGGCCUUAGUUCAAUUAGGGCAAUUAAAUUGCUUUUAUAAACGUACUGGAGCAAUUCUUGAGACAAAACAAUGGCACUGACAUAUUUUAAGAUGUAUCAGCACAAGUUGCUUUAAGUUAAAACAGCUCAAACAUGCAUUUUAGUCU